AUGCCGCUCAGCUGUAGGUUUUAUAAAGAGAAGUACCCAGAGGUUGAAGAUGUGGUUAUGGUAAAUGUUCGUAGCAUUGCUGAAAUGGGUGCCUAUGUUCAUUUAUUGGAGUAUAAUAAUAUUGAAGGAAUGAUAUUGUUGUCUGAAUUAUCCAGGCGACGUAUACGAUCAAUUAACAAACUCAUUAGGGUUGGCAAAACCGAACCUGUAGUUGUCAUUAGGGUCGAUAAAGAAAAAGGUUACAUCGACUUGAGUAAACGACGUGUUUCACCAGAAGAUGUUGAAAAGUGUACUGAAAGGUUUGCUAAAGCAAAAGCAGUUAACUCAAUCUUGAGACAUGUUGCAGAACUUCUGCAUUAUGAAACUGACGAACAACUGGAAGAUUUAUAUCAAAGAACAGCUUGGUUUUUUGAAGAAAGGAAUAAAAAGAAGGCAUCUGCCUAUGAUUUCUUUAAACAAGCAGUUAUUGAUAACUCUAUUCUUGCGGAAUGUGGGUUAGAUGAAAAAACCCAGGAAGUUUUAUUAACAAACAUUAAAAGAAAAUUAACUUCCCAGGCUGUGAAAAUACGCUCUGAUAUUGAAGUAGCGUGUUAUGGCUAUGAAGGUAUUGAUGCUGUGAAAACUGCACUUAAAGCUGGAUUGGCUUUAUCUACCGAGGAAUUACCUAUUAAAAUUAAUCUCAUUGCACCUCCUUUAUAUGUGAUGACUACAGCAACUCCUGAAAAAUCCGAAGGAUUGAAGGCGCUUCAAAAUGCUAUUGAUGUUAUUGAGAAAGAAAUCACUACUUUAGGAGGAGUUUUUCAAGUUCAAAUGGCGCCAAAAGUGGUUACUGCUACCGAUGAAGCAGAAUUGGCCAGGCAAAUGGAAAGAGCUGAAGCAGAAAAUGCUGAAGUUGCUGGUGAUGAUGACGAAGAGGAACAGGAAGAGCAAGAUGAUGCAGCUGACGUUGAUGGUGCAAGUCCUGAUGAAGAUGGGGAAGAUUAA
Messenger RNA from Nezara viridula (southern green stink bug), 984 nucleotides. NCBI's taxonomy places the organism in Eukaryota, Metazoa, Arthropoda, Insecta, Hemiptera, Pentatomidae. The record is from the annotation of a GenBank genome assembly.